Epinephelus lanceolatus (giant grouper) is the source of this 6804-nucleotide messenger RNA. Lineage: Eukaryota; Metazoa; Chordata; Actinopteri; Perciformes; Serranidae. The record is from RefSeq and is a predicted model, not a curated record.
UGCUUUGUGUGGUGAUCCCAUGAUUUGUCUACGUGCAGCUGAUGCACGGCAUGCGGUGCACACUGCAGCUAGCUAAAGCUCAUCAAGUGAAGAUGACAGUUUUAAUGUUCUGUUGUAAAUGUAGCAUCUGUAUGUUGCUGCUUCAGUGUGACAUUAGUUUAAUUUAUAACGGGAGCUUGUGAUAGAACGUGUAUUGUGCCUUCAUGUUGUCUAAAGUGUCAAGUAAAGUAUAUUUAUAACGCUGUUUUUCAGACACUAAGUACGGCAAUUAAGCUUUUUUUUUAAUUUCAAAGAUUUUUCUUUUUGUUUUCUUGCAGAUCAGACAGACCUCAGCCGUUACACCCUGUCAGGCUCCCCACCUGUGAGACUGCUGAUGUCAAUUGAUGUCAGGAGCCUUGGAUUUUAAUCUCUUUCUCUCUCUCACACACACACACACACACACACACACACACACACACACACACACACAGACUCGGGUGACAGCUGUUCAAACCUGAAAAUAUUAAACAUCAGAGCUCCAGCUAAAAGUCACGGCUGUCAGGUUUUUUGGCAGGUUUACCUUUUCACAGUUUUAAUGUUUACCGCACCUUUCGAUUUAGCAGCACAGUAACACACAGGCUGUCCACAUUACUGAAAGUCUUUCUUCUCAAAUCCAUCUUCUUAUAGCCUCCACUCCACGGGGGAUUUAGUCCGUUUGAGUUUGAGCUCAUAGCAGAGUGCAGAGGCUCAUUUCCACCCUUCAACAGCUUAUACAGUGCUCCAUAUCCUCAUUAUUUAUUCAUGUAUUCACAGCAGGGCACAACAAGUCAUCAGCUCUCCAUACUAAUGCAAACACCUGUUGCUGCACCUGCUUGUAACCUUCACACUCAGUGCUUUCAAGCCUCUGUUUAGAAUAUUUUAUCUUGCAGUUUAGCUUCAUGUUUACAGUCAGCACUCUUUGGUCAAAUGCCUUCAAUUUAACUUCUUUCCACUAGUGACGAGUUGUAUCCCACAAUGGAUCGCAGCGUUCUGUAACUCAGGGCCUGUCACAGAUAGGGUGUGGCCUCUGGGUGGGGGCAGGUGAGGGCUUAGAGGUGGCAGACAAUCAAACCCUUCAGUCAUGCUCUCCGGGGUGCAGCCAUGCUUCCAGUUGCUUCGGAUCGGUUCGUCGGCUGGCGACUCGGCACGGGACCUGUACACAUUCAGGCCGGCGCUGAGCCACUCUGUGUUCCGACUGGGGCGGGCAGCGGAGCUGUGUGAUGUCACGCUGGACUCGACGUCGGUGUCACGAAUCCACGCUGAGCUGCACGCAGAGAGGGAGGCGGGUGAAGGUGACGCAGUGCCGCAGGAGGAGGGCUGGAUUGUCCACAUCAAGGACAGAAGCAGUCAUGGCACCUGGGUCAACGAGGUCCGUCUCCAGCCAGGUGUCCAAUGGGAGCUCUCAGAUGGCGACACGCUGACCUUCGGUGGCCAGUCCGCUCCAGGGAGCCCCGAAUUCUAUUUCCUCUUCCAGAAGGUUAAAGUUCGCCCGCUUGACUUCGAUGCCAUCACAAUUCCAAAGGCGGGCACCUUCUCCUCCGACAUACAGAAUCGGAUCAGAACUAACCUUGACCGCAAGGUGGCCGCCAACCUGGACCUGUCCAAGCUGUCCAUCAACCGGGCCACCGUCAUCCUCAACUCCAUCGGCAGUCUGAGCAAGAUGAAGGGCAGCGCCUGGACCUUUAAGAGGAGCCACAGCCACGAGGGAACUGCCUCGGACCCUGGCUCCUCCUCCUCGCCUCCCCUGGCUGUGGGUUUAUCCUCUCUGCUCCCGCCCUCCACGCCUCCGUCAUUCUCCUCUGCAGCUUCAGUGCCUUCUGCAAAGUCCCUCCAGCCAACCUCACGGAGCAGGAGGAAGUCUGCUCACACAGUCCUCCUUGAGGAUGACAGCUCAGACGAGCCCAGAAGUCGAGGAGCUCCAGCAGGAGUUGUGGAGGAUGGACAGAGAUCGAGGGGGAAGAAGCGGCGGCGGCUCUACAAGUCUGAGUCUGAGAGUUUCAGCUCUCCUCCUCUGCCGCUGCAGCCCAAGAGCCACGACGACGUCCGGCGGCCACUGGAGGCCAAGCCCUUUCCCGUCGGCAUCAGGACCAUCGGCAGUUUCCACGGUGCCAUGACAAACAGCAGACUCAACCACCAUCUCAUCCAGGCACAAUUCACCAACCCUGCCGUUCAUAAACAGGAAAUGCAGACGAUGCACCGGGUCCAGACGGUGAUGCACGGCAACCUUGCAGGUUUCCGCCAACAGAAACCGGCCCACAGUUCUCCGAUAGCGCAAAGAGGCAGGCGGAGGGCUAACAGCUCUCCGGUCUUCUCCCCUCUGGUGGUUGGAGGGGAGAACUACAGCCUGGCCUCGCCAUCAGUGAGGAUUCGAACAGAGGAGAGAGGCAGGAUGCAGUUCAACAGAUUUCACCAUCCAGCAAGUAAGCGACGAGGCCGCCCCAGAAAACACCCCCUUCCUCCCCGGCCCUCUCUGCCUUCUCCAUCCUCCUCAUCUUCCUCUUCCACCUCCUCUGCCUCUUCUUCUUCUGGCUCCUCCUCUUCCUCCUCUGAGGAUGAAGACGAUGACGAAGAGGAGGAGGAAGACGAGGCGACCGGCGGGGCGGUGGAGCCGUGCGCAGCGCCACGUUGCCGACUGCCCCAACAGGACACGGUGCAAUGGAUCCAGUGCGAUGUGUGCGACGCCUGGUACCACAUAGACUGUCUGCACGUCGACCGCAAAAAGCUCCUGAAGGACCCCAACGCAGACUUCCACUGCGGAUGUCGCUGAUAUGAGAGAAACCAAGCUUGUUGAGAUGAAGUGAAAUGCUCCAGUUUAGACUUUCAAGUUGCCACAUUUUCCCCUUAAAUGUUUAUUUCCCUUAGGCACACUUGUGGGGAUCAACAGACUUUUCAUUGAAGAUGCUACUUCUCUUCUAAUGGCCACUGAGUAGCUCCACUCAAGCAUGCAGUGCUUUUUUUUCUCACCUCAAAAGCAGCUGACGAGGGCAGGACAAGAGCUUCCUUUGAUAUUUACAUCCUGAUCUGCUCAAGUUUAAAGAUUUGUGACCCAACAGUCACACAGCUGCUUCAUAAACCCCCUUUCCUGCUCAGUUUCAGCACUCAGGUUUCGGAGAAGGAGGCAAAAUUGUAAUGAAAUGUCUCAGGUUGGAUUUCAUUAUGACUUUGACUGCCUGGAGAGGUGCGGUCAGGGUGGGAAAACAUGAUGAAAUGUUGCUGAGUACACUCCCACUGUGGCUGUCGCUGACCAGGGGGCAGGCAGCCUUCAGGAAGAUUAAUGAAAUGUUUUAGAUCAGGCUGCCACAGCAAGAGUCUAUACAGGGCGAUUAAACACUCUUAGAUGUCUCGCUGCAGCCACCUUCACUAUUUCAGCAACUUGGCCAGGACAGAAUAGGACCUUCAGUGGACAUUAUGUGGUCUGCAUGGCCAAGGAGCUUCACCACCCUUCCUCCCAAAAGAAAACCGGGCCGGGCUGGUGUUUCCCACCUGUGUGAUAAUAAUACUCGAUGAAAUAUCUCAGUGCAGCUUUCCUGGGUGGCAGCAGCUGUCUGGGAGUGGGCGUGUGAUGUUUCAAGACAAUUAAAUGCCUGCAAAUGUGUCAGCAGACUUCCAUUGUAGCUGUUGAUGAGAGGUGCUUGAGGGAGGAUAAUCAAAUAUUUCAAGGCACUUCAGCAGUAGCAGCUGCUGGAUUUUUUGGGGGGAAUGUGUGCAGUGGGACUGUUAUUAUAAGACGUCUGAGUGCAGGCUGACAGUGCGGCCGUUGCUGCUUUGGGAGGGCUCAUUACCAGUGAAAUGUCAUAAAAUAUCCGCUGAUGUAACGGGAUAAACAGAUUCAGAAAAUCUUCGUCUCUGACUGUUGGGUUAAGACUUGAUGUCGCAGAUGAUUUUAAGGUUUUCUCUACGGAUCAAUCUUCAUCUUCAGCAGUCUCUUCACACUACUGAACUCUUGGGCCAAAGUGGACACUUUUGUCCUGACCAAACUGUUCUCCACUGCCGAACAGUAAUAUACACAUAUCAUUGCUCAGGUGCUGUUUGAGUUGGAAUAAAAUCAAAGUAUAGGUCUCCAAAUUCUCCUCUAAAGCACCUUGUCUAUUAUUUAAUUCAAAAUUCUUUCUUCGGUUGGCUCACCCGGACAGAAACAGUGUCUUUAAAACAGCAUUUAUGAGCAGUUGAGCUUCUGCACCACUUUUAUAACCUCUAUAAAACUUCUGACUUGAAGCUAUUCAGAUAAUGGUAGUGUCAAAAGUAUAGUUUUUCUGGGUUGGUGUUUAAAAAGGCGUCUCCCCAUUUUUACUUUGAUCAUACCACUAUGACAGACCUUCAGUUUUUUGAGUUGAGGGGAAAGAGAGAGAAAAUGUAUAAAACUUGAUUCCUAAGCAAUAAAAUAAGAAAAAAAGUUUAAAAAAGAUGUAUAUUUUAACUUUAACUCACAGCACAGCUGGAUCAGAUUUUCUCAGUCCCUGGCUGUCAAGAUUAUGUCACAAAACAAGCAGAAGGUUAAGAAGAAAACAUCUUAUAUCUGGUUUUCAAUUCAGUGGAUUCAUUUUAAAAUCCCAAAAUUAAAAAAAAAAAAAAAGUAUUCUGUGAGAUGCAUAAAUUUGUGUUUAAUAGUCUUAAUAAAUGUGUUACUUGUCAAAAGGCUACAGUUCAACUUAAGAUAACUUUAUUGACAGUUUAAGGUUUUGACAAAUAACCCCCACUUUUUGAGAAUAUGAGCACCUCAGAGCAGUUACACAAAAUCAGUUAUAUAGGACUUAACAUACUAGCUUAAUGCUAUAAUACAGACCUGAAUGACCUGUUUGGUCCUGUUGAGCAGUUGUAAAAAAAAAGUUGGGUUUUCAGUUUUCUCUGUUGAUCUGCAGUCAGUUGUAUUCUGUUUUUAUGUUUCAUCUGCCAGUGAAGAUGUAAGUGUUGCAUAUACCUGUUUGUCUCCUUAGAUUUUGAGCUCUAAAGAUAUUUAAAUGCCUGUUUAUGUCUUCCGAGCUUCACUCAAAGAAAUGUGCCAUCUUCACCACAUCACUCGUCGUCGUUCAGUGUCGUGUUGCUGUGUAAGCACUCCUCAUUGUGCACCUGUUUUUUGCUUUCAUGUGGCGUGCCAAACAGUUGUAAAGAUCCUCUUUACCAGACUGCAGUUACAGAUGUGCUGAAACGUGCAGCCGCUAAGAGGGAGAGACAGUCUUUAAUUGGCGAAGGGGAAGAAUCAGCCGUGAAAAAGGAGCAUAAAACCUGUGUGAUAGUUAAAAUGGAGACAAAGUGGCAUACAAAGAAGUGUAAACUUAUUCAGUGUUUCUCAUAGCUGUUUCUACCUUAAAAUUCUGAUCCUGUCAACGAUUUCCAAGCAUAUCUGGUGGCGACCCCGCCACAACUCAUAGUCCUCCCCAGCUUAUCCUAGCUAGCAUCUUAGCUAACGUUAGCUAGCCACUGUGAACUUCAGGAUAACAUACCCCAUCUUCGCUACCAUUUCAACCAACAUUAUCUAACAUGUGACCGGCUCUACUCUCCCUCUGAUUGGCUAGUACUUGUUGCCUUUGUUGGUUGCAUUGAUUAGGUUUAGGCAAGAGGAGUGUAAAGGUAAGAAUGUCAGGGGGAAGCCAAUCAGAGGCAGAGUAAGGUGGGUCAGCAAACAUUAACGAGCCACAACAGCACUGUUCUUAUAAUACAUCCAUACACUGCACAGCCACAGAGCUAUUGGUCAAAGGUAUACUGUGCAGGAUUAUCAGUUACCAUCUGUUAACAAGCUUGCCAGCGAAAGUGAAAGUCAGGCCAACCCUAGAUUAAUUCUGGUUUAAAAAGAGGUGUGGCCUGUCCACCACUGGACCCUUCUCACAUUUUUGAGGCAAUGCAGAUGCACAGUUUUCCCUUGAGACCAACAUGAAGUUGACAGGGCAGCUGCAACCAUUAGUCAAAUAAUAGAUGAACCAAUCUGCAGGAGAAUAAUUGGAAACUAUUUUGAUAAGUGAUUAAUCAUUUAUUAAGUAAACAUGCAGCCCCCAAUAUGCAGAUUAUAACUUCAUAGUUUGGAAAAUGUGCUGCUUUUCUCUUUUUAUAUCAACAUAAGCUUCAUAUCGUUGGGUUCUGGGCUGCAUGUUGGACAAACAGGCGAUUUGAAGACGGCACCUCUGGCUGUGGAUAAUUGUAAUGGUAAUUUUUCCAAACUGACCUUUAAGAGACUGUUCCUAAAUGGAACACAUAAGUGGCCAUUAUCUGACAUUUUAUAAAUUAGCCUUGCAUAUUGGUAACCACAUCACAAACAGCUCUUUGCAGAUCUGUAAUAGUUUCCAUUUGCAUUGCCUCAAAGACAAACAGCUUCCUUGUAACGUCUUUCAAGGCUUUGACAGAUUAAAUCAAGUUUGUGGUGAAUAUUUUUGAUCAUUACACUGUUGUGGUCACCUCAUUGUUUCAGUAUUUUGUUUGUGCCAUCUGCUUGUCGUACAGAACACUCGAGCAGUGCCAUUUUUACACUGUGUUAAUUAUUCUGUUUACUGUUAAAAUCCCUAAACACAAGACUCUAAGGUGAAAGCACUCAAAGUGAUGAGUUCAGAAAUGGAGUUAAUCAAAGGGAUUUUGUUUUCAUCAGUCAGUUUCUCUCUGAGCUCUGAAGCAGGAGUUCACGGGACUCUUUUUUUUUUUUCCACACACACUGCCUUCACUUUAAUUAUCACAUUGAAAUGCAGAAACACUUUGUUGGUUUUGCGAGGUUGUACAGAAUUAAAACUAAUAGUCAUAAUUCUCUGAGAUGCCAUCAGCAUCAAAGAUAUCAGGGAGGAAAUAAAGAAUAAUCAGAAAAUG